This is a messenger RNA of Paramacrobiotus metropolitanus, 1325 nucleotides long. Its product is annotated as translation initiation factor IF-2-like. Gene Ontology annotation, molecular function: chitin binding. Gene Ontology annotation, cellular component: extracellular region. Lineage: Eukaryota; Metazoa; Tardigrada; Eutardigrada; Parachela; Macrobiotidae. The record is from RefSeq and is a predicted model, not a curated record. The coding region runs from base 66 to 1097 and encodes 343 amino acids. The transcript has 2 exons.
ACAUCAAUUUCGGAAUAAUUUUUACUGCACGUACCGGGGCUCAGUAAUAUAAAUUUCCGCCGAAAAUGAAAGUCAUUGGUGUUAUAUUAGCUGUCCUGGGCUGCGCCGUAUGCCAGCAACAAACCUACGUGUGGGAUUUACUGAAGCCGGCUUUAACGGCGGAGGAAGUGCAAACUAUAUUGGCCAAUCGGGAUUUCGCCAACCAGUAUCCCACUUACAACGCCGUACCGCUGACCAGCUUUGACUGCACCAAAAAGACACAACCGGGAUUCUUUGCCGAUGUCGAGGCCCAGUGUCAGGUGUUCCAUCGAUGUGAUAUCAACGGAAAUCGCACCAGUUACCUCUGUGUGAACACAACGGUUUUCAACCAGAUCACCUUGGUGUGCGAUUAUUUCUUUAAUGUCGACUGCCCACGGUCACAAGAGUUUGAGAACUUCGCUAAUUCCCGUCUAUACACCAACCAGGAUUUGUUCGACACGCCUCCUGCCGAUUAUGUCCCACCGCAAAGCAGUCAAAGCGGCCAAAUCGUGGCGCAGCCGUCUCGCGCCAAACCCUCCGUCGUCCCCGCCAAGCCAGUCCGUCCUGCGGGACCUCUCCUCAAACCGAACAUCCCGGUUUUCCGUCCCGUCCAGCCAGUCUUAAUCACACUGGCCCCGACCACCCAGAUGAUUCGCGAUCAGCCUAGUAAUGGAGGAGAAGACCAAGGCACCACCACGGAAAUGAUCCCAACCAGUGAGCAGUCGGCAGGAUCAAUGGAGACAUCCAGCGGGGCCGCACCAGCGCAACCCGGUAUGGAAGGUCAACAAGGACAGUCACCAGCCGGCACGGAGGGCCAGCAACCGCAACCUGGAACUGAAGGUCAACAAGCACAACCUGGAGCGGAAGGACAACAGCCUCAACCCGGAUCGGAAGGUCAACAAGGACAACCUGGAGCUGGACAGCCGCAACCCGGAAUUGAAGGACAGCAACCACAGCCUGGAGCAGAAAGUCAGCAGCCGCAACCCGGAGCGGAAGGACAACCACCACAACCUGCAGCGGAAACUACCACCGAGAUGGGAGCACCCGCGGCCGCUCCAGAAGGCCAACCGGCUCAGUAGUAUUUGGCGACAAAGCAGUCCUCCCUUAAGUCUCCAGAUUUAGCUGUGUCGCAAAAGUAUUACGAAUUUCCGGCUUGACCCGGUUACUGGGCACGGGGCAGUAACAUACCGUUUUGGUAUUCUCUAUGAUUUUUAGACAUUUAUACUAUGAUUUUUUUAUUGUUUUAACUAGUCCGUUUCCAAGUUGAACUGCUCACUGUGACAUUCCCGAAAUUAAAGUGCGUUAUA